CUAAAUUCUUCCAAUAACCAAUCUUGUGUGGGUAGGUUGCGAUUAUUUAGCUUUACAAUUUCAGUGUGACAAUUUUAGAAUCUUAGUUUAGUUUUCUUUCCGAAAGAGAAACAUUCUGUUGAAUGUUCUGACACAUCCGAUGCGUACUUUUAAAUGAGAUUUUGAACUCCCUAAUCCCAAACUUAACAACAACAGCAACAACAACUAAACAAUAACAAAUUCAUUGUUUUAGACAAUUAUGACGUCAAAGGUAAAAAAAAUAAUAUGUGUCACAGGAUUUCAUUGCUGUCAUUUUGGUGAGUGAAGUGUUUCCGAAAUGUUCACAGCAGCACCCUGGUGUGCCAAAUUUCCACCAAUCGGGGAAAUGAAAGGAUGAAGGGUGCACUCACUCCAGGCGCCAACAACAAGGGGUGCAAAAUUCAUUUUCAAAGAGACCUCAAAUGUGAAUUUAACUAUACAAUUUAAUGUACUUCCUAAAGACAAAAGGCUCCAAAAUUUGUAUUUUUUUGUCAAUCGCGAAAAAUUCAUAGUAGGUUUUAGGUGAACAUCUUUGGCACAAUGAUACAUAACUUGACCCACCUGAGGUUCAGUCAACAAUACGGAUAUUUUUGCUGUCAUCACUAGUUUGCUGGUAGCUGGGACCAAACGUCUUCCCAAAAUAUUCCUUUUGAUAAUUUGAAUUAUUAAUAAUCAGGACGAAGUGCAGCCUUUCAUCCCUCAUCAAUAAUCGGUAGCUGCAAACAUUGCCGUAUAUAAUUCCCCGCUCUAGUAUUCAUCCAGUCUUUAAAUGCUAUACCUCUAUCCGGGUGAAAGAGAGAGAAGGGUUGGACGACGUUACUUUUUUUCGUGGCCCUUGCAAAUUAAAUGGAGAUAAGCCAAAAAAAAUAUAGGGAAAACGUAAAAAAAAAAUGCAACAAAUGGACAAGUAAAGGGAGCCCUUGAAAGACCUGUUGUUGUUUUUAAAAAUAAAAAAAAUAAUAAAAAAAAAACAAUAUUACGUGAAGCAAAACCACCUUCCUGCCUUGUUUGACAUUAACAACCUAGUCAUUAAAGGGCAAACUGGCUUUUCUAAAACAUAAUUUCCUAAAGAUAUAGAUAAUGAGUUGUUUUUUUCCGGGAAUUAUUAUAACAUUUCAAAGUUUAAAUAGUUGAAAUAUGACCGACAUUGCCUUGUCUGGAGUGAAGUUAAACACAUUUUAUUUGGCUUUCUUUGCCGGUUAUUUUGUUACAAGAUGUGUUGCAUAAUUAGCUGAGCAUUUAAGUGUAAGCUUGCAUCCACGAAAUAAUGUCAGCAGUGACAAAUUGACUAAGAUUAUGUAUUCACAUCCACAAACAUGAAAGAAGCAAUAGUCUUAGGCAGUGCUAUGUGGCUUUGCCAGAACUAGAAUGAAGACUUUGACCUGGCAAAAGGAUUGAAAGUCUAUUCGAGGCAUCAAUGUUAACAGAAUCUGCCAAGCGGUUUAGCAUUAUGAAACAAAUAAUUGAAGCUGUACCAUUGCUUUGUAAUCGGGGUGUUUGAUUUUGUGUGGCUGUUCACAACGCAUUAGUGGAGAAGAUAAUGUAAAUUAUAUUGGAGUCAUAGAGUUGUCUCUCUGGGAUUCAAUUAUAAAAUAGCAUGUAUUGCAAGAUACAGAGUCACAAGAAAAUGGAUAACGACUUCAAGAAAGUUAUCUCAGUACCGAUUCCAAAAAAACGAGUUAUGUGCUGAAUGUUCCUAACAACACUUCAGAAAGGCAGAAAAACUGGAAAGUACUUAACUACUAUUGUUCAUUCCACGCAAAGAUUCACCCAUGUUAAACAAACAACAUUUAUUUUGCAUAAGGUGACACCUGAUUAAAAGAAGUAGACAUUUUUUUAAAGGAUUUUGACAGUUUUCGCCACAAGCAAUAAAUCAGGAAAGGGCAAAGCAAAGAUGAUAGAAGAACAAUAAUAGAACCCCAUAUUCCACUGUCGGAUUAUCGUUCACUACUUACUUACUGAUGCCUUUUAUCCCGAAUGGGGUAUAGGCCAUCUUCAAAUCUUGAAAAAGCGCACUGGUUGUUCUCUCAGCUGUGUGUCUCACACACGAGGGUUAGACCGUGUUGUUUGAAAGUAUAAAGCCUAUUGUAGCCCACAUUUCAGGCAUCGCAUUAUCAUUAGAAAACUCUUGGAGUUGAACCUAACUGCCAACUCAAGGAAGAGAAAAAUGUAAGUUUGUCUUAUGUCAAAUCCUUCAUUUGUGAUACUGCCUGUUGUUUGGUACAGAUUAUUAGUUCCAGUUGAUAUCUGUAACAAAGUUAUUCAGUACAGAAAUGCAACGUUAGAUGUCUACGUUUUCAACUUAAGAAGCUUGAUUUCAGCACUGAUAAAUCUUCGGAACACCUGGAAAAAUAUAUGGGAUGAAGCUAAGCAUGCUGCCUCUAAUUUGGGUAUGGUACUGAAGCUCUCUGGAACUCGGGCUGAAGCACAACGCAAAGAUGAUCUAAGAUCAACGUGGUGUCAAAACAAGAUAAAGUUGAUAAAUCUUCUGAGGACUCAUAUUUCUAUGUAAUAUUUAAUGUGUCUUCUAUGUAAUAUUUAAUAAUGUUAUUUGUGAACUCACUGUUUAUUAUACGAAAAAUCAAAAUUCCUGGCAGAUUAAUCGCCCUCCAGCAUCAUGGAAACUCUUGUAAUGGAGAUAAAUCAUUUGCUAUCUGUUUAUCAAGCAAAAAUUUUAAAGGACCAACUGAGUCCAUCCGACUUACUGAAUUGGAAAGAGCUGUAAGGUUUCUCCAAAUAUUUAUGUCUGGGUUCCGUGUUCUGUUAACGAUUCAUGCCACUGUCGCCUCUGCGGAGCGCUCAUUCAGCAAGCUUAAGCUGAUACAAAAUUAUAUAAGUUUGAAUAAAUCACAGGGGCGAUUGGUAUGAUUUUGCAGGACUCACUAAUGCGCCUGAUCUUGCGAAAACGAUUAAUUUUGAUGAUUUGAUUCGCAAUUUUGCCAGAAAACAGUCUAGGAAAGCACAUUUGCGAUUGGACUAUAAAUGUAAUUACAUUUCAACGAAAAUAAAUAUCUAGCAUUAAAUAAUUCAUUGCUUAUGUAUACUGUUUCAUUAUUGUUUAUUUACUUAAGUUUAAUAUUGUUUUAUCUCCCUUUAACAGAAGUACUUUUUUUCUUUUUUAAUAUAUUUGCCAUAUAUUUGAAUGUAAUUAAUGAUGUGUGUAAUUAUUAAUUUAUGUGUCCACGUAUAGGUAAGAAGGCCCAUCUCUAGUCUUGCUCGAGCACUUAAUUAUCCCUUUGGUGUACCCUGCUUCUAUAGUAUAGUAGGCUUACCAAACUGUACUUUCUCCAAAAAGGAACCCGGUAUUUUCAUAAAAUAAUUUCUUCCAGAAUGUAGUGACAUGUUUUAUGGAGAAGAUUGUCAAUACAAGAGUACCUGUAGCAUUUACAACACAAAGCUUGUAAAUCCAGUUGAUGGUCUGUGUACUUGCUACCUAAACUGGACAUCCACGGAUUGUUAUGCAGAUUUUAAUGAGUGCAGCGUCGCUGCUUGCAAUUCCACUAACUCCUACUGUGAAAACAUUUACGGUUCAUAUCAAUGUAUGUGUAGAUAUGGAUAUGAAAAUGUCAAUUCAACAUUUUGCGAUGGUAAGACAUGUCAUUGAUCUUUAUAUUUAUGUUUGGAUAAAAUAAUGAAAUUUGAUGUUGUUCAACUUUUUUUUGAGACAUUAAUUUAGCGUAAUGGUGUGAUAUAAACCUAUUUUUUACGUGGCCCUCACUUAUUAGUUAGAUUUGAGUAACAAAAUAGUUCAAACAAAGUAGAAACAUAAAAUCAAUGCAAGUAAGUUUAUUACGUGUUUCAAACCUCUUUACUAGAGCAUUUUUUCCCCAAGGAAAUGGACACCGUUGCAUUCAAAUUUAUUUUCACAGAGAAAAUUUUCUUUUUAUUUUUAAAUUUUACCACAAACCGAGUAGCUUUAAAUAAUUACUUUAAAUAUAAAGACCUUAGUGCUAAAUGUACUUAAGUCACAAAAAGCACAUUUUGAGAUAAUCACGUUCAAAUAUUCUUUUCGUCUAUAAAUUAAAAUUAUUUUUAAAAUGUGUCAGAUUUACAUAAUAUUACAAUUCCCAAAUGUAGUUUUCAUGCAACGUGUCUUCAAAUGGAAAGUGAAUUUAUUAACAGCUCAAUUAAUAUAUCAAUACGCCAAAUCAAUUCAAUGGCAUUUUUAAUGAGAUAAGAAGAUGAGCAUGCAGCCUACCAAUUAAAAAAAAAGAUAUGAUUAAAACUAGUUAUAGUAAUGAAAAAAAAUACAACUUUUAUUAAACUUAUCAAACUGUGUUGACAAUUUUUAUACGAUACUUUCUCAACAAAAAUCAAAAUAAAAAUAAAAUCAUUUUAAAAAGAUAGAUCCACUAGUUUUGAGAACCUUAACUAACUUAGUAUAUUUUGUUAUUUCACAGAAGAAGAAGCCUUAACUAUAUUAUAAAACAUCAAAAUCUAAAACUAAAUUGUGCAUAGUUUUGAAAGUUUAUUCAUAAUUUUUUUCAUCUAAUUUUAAUUUUCUAACUGUUCUCAUAAUACCCUUGAUGCUAUAGACGACAUCUGAAAAUUUAUGUAUUUUUCAUUUUUGUUUUCAGCAAACAAUAUUAUUAGCUCCAUAAAAAUAUUAGGCAUAAACGUUUUGAAAUGCAAUCGUAAUUCUAACCAUGUAUCAAUUAAGUUGAUUUUUUAAAAAAGUUUUUAAUGGAAAAGUAUUAUUAUUAUUGUACUUUUAAAGUUUUGUCUCUAACCUGAAUUUUAAAACAAUGUUUUACAGAGUGUGGCAAGACUUUGACAAACCUUUCAGGCAUCAUAUCUGCACCUUAUUAUUAUUUUGAG
This is a messenger RNA of Lymnaea stagnalis (great pond snail), 4836 nucleotides long. Lineage: Eukaryota; Metazoa; Mollusca; Gastropoda; Lymnaeidae. The record is from the annotation of a GenBank genome assembly.